Fopius arisanus is the source of this 1598-nucleotide messenger RNA. Its product is annotated as protein LZIC. The record is from RefSeq and is a predicted model, not a curated record. Bases 626 to 1207 code for a protein of 193 amino acids. Gene Ontology annotation, molecular function: beta-catenin binding. The transcript is spliced from 3 exons. NCBI's taxonomy places the organism in Eukaryota, Metazoa, Arthropoda, Insecta, Hymenoptera, Braconidae.
GCGGUUGUGGCCCUUGUGGCGCAUUCUAAACUAUUCUACAGUCUAAACAAAUCAACCGAUUAUAUAUGUUUUACACUGGGCCAAUGGGUGCGGCCUAGCAAUUACAAUAAAAUUUUCAUUCCUCAAUCAUAAGAAUUUUUUACAACUCAGGAUUUACUGAUAUUAUUAUCCACUGAUUGUUUCGAGGUGAUUCCGAGUGAACGCUUUCGUUUUCGACUGUUUUCACUAUAAGCAACACUAUAUAAACAGAAAAAAAGCCGUGUGCACAUCGCGCGACGCAAGGCCACCACUGUAUAUUUUAUUAUUUGCUAGCGGGAAGGAGAAGACAAUUUAAAUUCGGAGUAUUGCAAUUUUAUUAUUGAUUACCGGCCCGAAAGUGGUCAAAGUACUUUUAAUAUUUUCAUGGGCUUGUCUUAAGCAUUUAAAAUAUCAUUUCUAUACACCGAAGUCGAUAUUAUAUUGUAUUAUAUCGGAUUCUAAUUAAUGAACGUGUAAAUGGAAUCAUGAAUCCAUCGUGUGAGAGCAUACUUAUGUUGAUUUUUUCGUUUACGUCUGCAACAACAAUUUUUGAUAACAAUGCGUAAAUAAUUUCUCACGUAAUAGAUAGAUCGCAGAAAAGUUCACUAUGAGCUCUCACGGGAAAGUUGAAACGGAGAGGCUUAGGAAGAACCUGGAGGAGCAACUGGAUAGAUUGGUACAGCAAUUAGAGGAUUUAGAAGAAUGCAAGGAGGAUUUAGAAGAAUCCGACUACGAAGAAACCAAGAGAGAGACAAUGGAUCAAUUACGUGAAUUCAGCGAUAGUCUUCAACGCAUGAUUUCAGGAGACAUGACUCUAGUGGAUCAACUUGGUGCAAUGCAAUUAGCAACGCAUGCAGCAGUAAGUGCAGCAUUCAAAACUCCUGCGGUAAUCAGGAUGUUUGGAAGACGUGAGCCAAAGCAAUUACGGGAACGCCUCUCAAUAAUAGAAAGAGACACACGACUCGGAAAAUUGAGCAAAGAAAUGAGUGAUAGACAACGAAGUGAAAUUUUGAGUGCUUUAAAGCAAUUGGGAGAAAAAUUGCAACAAUCAGAGCUUGAAUUUUUGGAAAAAUUGUCAAUGGAUACCGUUGACGUCACUGGUUUUAUUAAAGUAUCUGACAAUCAAGAAAAAUGUCAAAUGGCUCUAGCAAUGGCCAGUCAGGAGGUCAACGCUACUCAAAACACAUGAAAAAGACACAAUCUCCCUCUAAAUUUCGUAGCUCAUAAUUUCUACAUCAAUAAAUUAUUUAUUCAAUAUUUUUAAGUGCUUAUUAGUAAGACUUAUCCCAAAGAAAAUAAUCGAUCAACAAUUGUCUUAUUUUCAUAUAUUUGUCCCGGAUUUUUUAUUCGUUCAUAAAGAAAACAUAUAUACUCAACAAUAUUUAUUGCCUGAAUUUAUAAACAAAAAAAAAGAAUACUUAUUUCUAAGAAGGCUGACUCCAACUUAUAUUUAUCUAGAAACAAACGUUCAUAUUUAAUUCUAUAUAUGCUCGCUUUAGCGAUAAUCAUGAAAAUGGGUUAUUGUAUCUGGGUACGAUUAAAUUUCACCAUUUUUCUGUAGGAAUUUGUGCAUGAAAAAA